Penicillium cinerascens is the source of this 2658-nucleotide messenger RNA. It is a transcript of the gene anxc4, whose product is annotated as annexin ANXC4. NCBI's taxonomy places the organism in Eukaryota, Fungi, Ascomycota, Eurotiomycetes, Eurotiales, Aspergillaceae. The record is from RefSeq and is a predicted model, not a curated record. Gene Ontology annotation, cellular component: cytoplasm. The coding region runs from base 1 to 2658 and encodes 885 amino acids. The transcript has 2 exons. Gene Ontology annotation, molecular function: calcium-dependent phospholipid binding; calcium ion binding.
AUGUCGCUCCAGAUCAAUGAUCCACGGUCAAGCCGCUCCAAGUCCCCUGGUCGCAGCCGCGAACGCUCCCGGUCGCGCGACAGCCGAGUGCCAUCGCCUCCUCGCGAGCGUUCCCACGCCCGUUCUGCUGCGGUUGAGAUCGCUCCCAAGUCUUCUAGUCGAAGCUAUGGCUCCGACGAAGAGGCUGAGAUCGAGCGCCAGUACAAGCUGAUCAAAGAGACUCGUCUGCGUGAACCUCGUGAGUCCCGCGAGACCGAGGAUUCGCGCAGUCUUGUCUCCCGUGCCCCUCGCAGCCCCGCCCGCUACGAUGCUGCUCGCUCUGACUCGGACGACUCCAGGCGUCGCGAUCGGGGUGCGGAUAAGUCGCGCCGUCGGGAUGAUCGCUACGAGCAUGAGGAUGAGGAUGAGGAUCAUGUGAAGGUUGCGCGCCCGCGUGAAUACCCCAGUCGGUCUCAGCAGCGUACAUCUGUGCCGCCUGCUCGCCCGAGUCGGCGGGAUCAUUCGGACUCCGACUCGGACUCGGAUGUGGAUGAACAUCUGGCUUAUGGUGAUGAGCCGGGGAGCCAUCCGAGCUAUGCGCGACCUGGUAGGUUCCAGUAUGCGCAGCCGCCAAACGCCCAACACCCUCAACCUGGCGCUUUGCGCAAACCUGCAUAUCCCGGAGAAGGCACGGAUUGGGCGGCUGUCCCCGAAUGUGAGCGUCCGGGCUUUGUCCCUCCAACGUCGCAGGCUGGAUUGCCGACGACUAUGCCUGGGGGUUUCCCUCCGGCCUCAGCGUAUGGUGAUGUCCCCUCGACGACGGCGCCAUCGUUCCCGAUGCCGCAAUAUGCAGGUCAUCAGCAGCCUCCCUAUGCGCAUGCCUCGUCCAGUCCAUAUACUCCAUCCCAUUACCGCACUGCCUCUGCCAAUGACACCGCCCACCCCCUUCCAGGCAACUAUGCCCAGCCGGGUCAGUACCAGUAUGCGCACGUCGACCCCAACAUCCGAUAUACUUCCAAGGCAACGCCUGUGCAGCCGUAUAACGCUUCGCCGCACGAGCAAUUCUCCAAGUCGCAUGACCAGUUUUCCAAGUCGCAAGACCAGUUUUCCAGGUCGCAACAUUCGGACCAGCCUGUAUACCCGUACAGGUAUAGCAAUGAGCCUCAAUUCGUAGACAGGCAGCAGCCGCUACCGCAUUCGCAAGUCCAGCCACAGUCUCACCACCAGGCUCAAGUUGUUGAGAUCACCCCUGGUGGUGGCCGCGGCCGUCCCCAUAGUCUCUCGGUGUCGUCGGCGAAUAACCUCGCGGUCGCUGGUGCUCAUAUGAGCCAUGUAGGCCACCCACCAGCGAGCCCUCUGUUGGAGCCUUAUCAUGGUACCUACCAGUCGAUGUCUCCCAUGCCGUCGCCCAUCAUGAUGCCAUCGCGUGACGACGACAUUUCCGACUUUGAGCAGUUGGAUGGUGGUACCUCGAACUCCGAAUCGGGCCGUCGCAAGAAACACAGCUCGAAGAGUGAAAAAGAUACUCAUCAUCGGAGCAGCAAGGAAAGAACUAAAGAGAAGGAGAAGGAUCGGGAUGACCGCAAGGAUGAUAAGCGUCACAGCCGAUCGUCCGGUCAUGACCGCCACGAGUCGAGCUCGUCUAUGCGUGGCGACGCCGUGGUUCUGAUCUCGCCAACAAGUGACAGGAAGCGUGUGUCGUUCUACGACGCCGCUUCAGAUGCCGCCUCGAUGCAGUCCGCGCUUAACCACAGUCGCAACAUCGACAACAAAGCCAUCAUCCAAAUCCUACCCCGUCUAACUAGUGACGAGAUCCUAAUCCUGCGUCAAGAGUACAAGAACAAAGUCAAGAUGCACGGCAAAGGCAUUAACCUCGCCAAGCAUUUACGACUGAAACUGGGCAACUCCAACUUCGGCAAAGUCUGCUACGCAACCGCUCUUGGCCGCUGGGAAUCAGAAGCAUACUGGGCCAACUGCUACUACCAAGCGGGCACCUCGCGCCGCGAACUCCUUAUCGAGUCCCUCAUCGGUCGCUCCAACGCCGCCAUCCGCGAGAUCAAGGCUUGCUUCCGUGACACCCGCUACAACGACAGCCUCGAGCGUUGCAUGCGUGCCGAACUGCGCGCCGACAAGUUCCGCGUAGCUGUCCUGCUGGCCCUUGAAGAACGGCGACAAGAUGAGCGCGAACCCUUGGAUUCCAGACUCGUGCGCCAAGACGUCUCGGAUCUGCACCGCGCCCUCGUAUCCAAGGACGGCGGCGAGACGGCUAUGAUUAAUAUCAUCGUCCUGCGCAGCGACACUCACCUGCGCGAGGCGAUGCGCACUUACGAAGGCCACUACGGGCAGAAUUUCGCCCGCGCCAUGAUCGCCAAGUCGCGUAACCUUGUGGGCGAAACCCUUGCCCACAUCCUAAACGGCGCAAUCAACCGGCCCAUGCGCGACGCCCUCCUCCUCCACCAAGCCCUCCGGGAAUCCCGCACCGGCCGUGAGCGCUCCGAGCUGCUCAUCUCGCGUCUUGUCCGACUGCAUUGGGAGCCCCGACAUCUUGAGCUGGUGAAGUCCGAGUACCGGAGACGGUAUAAUGAACGGUUGGAGGAGGCUAUUGCGGAGGAGGUUAUGUCGUCUAGCGGGGGGACGGAGUGGGGGGAGUUUUGUAUUGAGCUUGCGCGCAACUCAUAG